AUGUCCCUCUCACUGAUAUGCAACCAGCUAGCGGCACACCGAUUUGAAGACCAUUCAUUUUGGAACACCCUAGGCAGGAGGCUAACCGAAUUGUUACGUAUUGAGGAUGUACACAAAACCAUGUCCAUCCGAUGGUUAGCCCUAAUCUUAAACUCUUUCGCCAGAGUGUACGUACUAAAUGAGCCUUUCCUCAAAGAGGCCUCCAUUUAUGUUAGAAAUUGCAAAGAAGAAAAUCUGCACACAUUUGACAUUUCGCAAAUAGCAAACUGUUUUGCCAAACUUAAUUACGGGGAUGAUAAGCUGUUCAAACAUAUGGAACAACAGAUUUGCGAAAGGAUAGACGAACUGAGUUGCCAAUCCAUUAGUAAUAUAUGCAAUGCAUACAGUAAGUUAAGUCUGGGGAGCGAAACUCUAUUUUGUCGUUUAAUCAAAACAGUGAAAAAAAAUUUGGACAAUUUUAACGAACAAGAAAUUGCGAACAUAUUAAAUGCGUAUUCAAAAUUGGGAGAAAAAAAAUACUCGCAUUUAUUUGUCAAUUUUUUACCUCAUGUUUGUGCAAAAUUUGAGCACUUCAAACCAGUCGAAAUGGUGAUGAUUGCUAAUGCAUACUCCAAAUGUAAGUUAUUCGAUAAGACAUUCUUUUCCCUCCUGUGUAACUACAUUUGGGGAAAUGCUGACCUGUUUGAACCAUCCGAGUGGGCCAUACUUGCCAAUGUAUAUGCAAAUUUCAACCUCAGAGAUUUAAAAAUUUUUUAUCUUAUCAAAAAGAAGGUCAACGAUAGGGAACACUUGCUGCAACAUGGAAAUGUAGCCAUGCUGCUACACGCUUUUGGAAAAUUACUUAUACGAGAUGAAGCGUUUGUUAUCAAUUUAGUUAAAAGAAAAAAACACAUAAUAGACUCUUUGGACAGCCGCAACUUGACACUGUUUUACGUUUCGCUCAUCAAAUUGAAUUUACGCAUUCCGAUGGAUAUUUGGGCCAACUUGAAGCUAAAUAUUUCGAGCAAGUUACACACCUUUACCGAUUUGGCCCUGGUAUCCAUAUGCUACUCGUCUAUGUUCCUCUCCUACUUUGACAUGAAGUUGGUCAGCUCCAUCCUACUUCUGCUAAAUGAGAGGAGAGCAAAUAGCAAAUCGUUUGCACACCAAAUGCACGUCACUCUGUUUGUGCUAUACUCCGUCUACGACUUUGGGAAGUUUUCUCCAAAAUUUCUUCUCUGCUUGCAUCAGCUCUUGAGCAGGGCCUACCAGCACAUUGCGCAGCCCAACUAUUACGACAUUAACAAGUCAGCUAUUCAGAAGAGAAUUUCUCCUUUUUUUCCCAAAAAUUGCCUGAACGUUCAGGCGGAAGUGCCCGUUGGCCCCUUCGUCGUGGAUUUUCUCCUGACCAGGAAGCGGCCGGCC
Messenger RNA from Plasmodium cynomolgi strain B, 1404 nucleotides. RefSeq lists its product as hypothetical. The transcript has a single exon. Gene Ontology annotation, biological process: mitochondrial RNA processing; regulation of mitochondrial mRNA stability. Lineage: Eukaryota; Apicomplexa; Aconoidasida; Haemosporida; Plasmodiidae. The record is from RefSeq and is a predicted model, not a curated record. Gene Ontology annotation, cellular component: ribonucleoprotein granule; mitochondrial matrix. Gene Ontology annotation, molecular function: RNA binding. The annotation marks the transcript as partial.